Drosophila pseudoobscura is the source of this 1350-nucleotide messenger RNA. RefSeq names its product arrestin domain-containing protein 3. The record is from RefSeq and is a predicted model, not a curated record. Gene Ontology annotation, biological process: protein transport. Gene Ontology annotation, cellular component: cytoplasm. NCBI's taxonomy places the organism in Eukaryota, Metazoa, Arthropoda, Insecta, Diptera, Drosophilidae. The transcript has 5 exons. The coding region runs from base 1 to 1296 and encodes 431 amino acids.
AUGGUAAUCUGUGAGAUACAGUUUAAUAACAAUGCCCAGGGGAUUUACUAUGCCGGGCAGGUGAUCUCUGGUCAAGUGGUGAUCAAAACAGACAAGGUGAAACAGGUUAAAGCUGUGGUACUUAAAAUAAAAGGAUAUGCUGAAACACAUUGGAUGGAUACCGAAUACGAUUCGGGGGAUCAAUCGAGUGGCUCGUCGUUUAAUGGACAUGUGGAUUAUCUGGCCACAAAGGCAUAUCUGCAUGGAUCGAGCUCCAGCAUAGACGUGCCAAUUGAGCCUGGCACGAGAACAUACCGGUUUGCCUGCCAAAUACCCUUGACCUGUCCCUCAUCUUUCGAGGGUACUUAUGGUCGAGUGCGUUAUAUUGUAAAUGUGAUGUUUUUACGUCCCUGGACCUUUGAUCAGAACUUUAAUCGUUGCUUUACUGUCCUUAAAGUGAUGGACUUGAAUACGGAGAGCCUGAUGUUGAGGGUUCCGACUCAAGUCGAAUCCCAGAGGACCUACUGCUGUUUUCCCUGCACCUCGAAACCACUGAGUCUUCGCCUCUCCUUGCCCCAAGGUGGCUUCGUACCAGGACAGACCAUACCCAUAGGUGUCCUUGUCUCCAAUGACAGUUCCAUUCAGGUUGAGGAAAUCACCGCUCGAUUGACUAUGGUCGUUAUAUACUACAGUCGGCCCCCGUGUCCGGACACCAACAAGGACCGCUUUGUGGUUGCUGAGAAGGCGGGCGAGGGUGUCUCGAAAAAUAGCCGAAAACAAUUCACUUUUGAUCUUAAAGUGCCAGCCACGCCGCCGACCUGCUUCAACCUCUGCAGCAUCAUUCAGAUCGCAUAUCAGGUGGAGGCUGAGGUCAAGGUCAAGGGCUGUCAUUCGGGUCAGAGUGUUCAUAUGCCAGUGACUAUAGGAAGCGUACCACUGACCAAAGAACUGCAGAAGCAACCCAGCACUUGGGAGGGCGAUCUACUGCCACCAGAAGUGGAUGCCAAGGCUUUGAUUUUGAUGGAGGAAGACGCGGUUGAUGUGGCAGUUUAUCCACCCAGUCCCUGGGCAGCAGAUCCUUCUAUACCGGCACCAAAGUUCUCUGAGGCCAAACACAUACGAACAAAUGGCAAAAGGUCAUCCAAGUCGAAGAAUAAAUCCCUAAGGAGGGCCCAAUCCGAAAAGAUUGUGUAUACCCCUUUGUAUGCUGUCUUUGAUCUGCCCACAGAAAUGGAAAAUUCUAUUGAGAUGCCAAAGAACUAUCAGUCAGAAGGAGGUUUUAUCAAUGAGGAUAUCGACAGAAGCACUUGGAUGUAAGGAACAUUUGUGUAAUAAAUUAUUAAAAUAUACCAAUAAAACAAUGAAAUUAUA